CCUGUAACUAAAAUGAUUACUCUCUCUCUUCUUCCUUCUCAAGUCCCGCCCUUUCAGCUACCGGUUCUGGAGAGGAAUCGGUUGCCAAAAAGGGCCGGCACAAGCGCCAACGUGUUCGGAGAAGCGGAAGUAGUCAAAUUUCACUGAGAACCGUAAAGUGCGGCUGGCUGUCUCCCUUUCCGGAUAACGACUACAGCUCCGACUCUCAGUGCCGGCCUUCCUCCUGGACCCUUGCUAAUUCAAUUUUUCCCCAUUCCCUAUCGUCGCCCCCUUCACCUUGGAUCAUGUUCAAGAAAUUUGAUGAAAAAGAAAAUGUGUCUAACUGCAUCCAGUUGAAAACCUCAGUUAUAAAGGGUAUUAAGAACCAAUUGAUAGAGCAAUUUCCAAGUAUUGAACCGUGGCUUAAUCAAAUCAUGCCUAAGAAAGAUCCUGUCAAAAUAGUGCGAUGCCAUGAACAUAUAGAAAUCCUUACAGUAAAUGGAGAAUUACUAUUUUUCAGACAAAGAGAGGGACCUUUUUAUCCAACCCUAAGAUUACUUCACAAAUAUCCUUUUAUCCUGCCACACCAGCAGGUUGAUAAAGGAGCCAUCAAAUUUGUACUUAGUGGAGCAAAUAUUAUGUGUCCAGGCUUAACUUCUCCUGGAGCUAAACUUUACCCUGCUGCAGUAGAUACGAUUGUUGCCAUCAUGGCAGAAGGAAAACAGCAUGCUCUGUGUGUCGGAGUCAUGAAGAUGUCUGCAGAAGAUAUUGAGAAAGUCAACAAAGGAAUUGGCAUUGAAAAUAUCCAUUAUUUAAAUGAUGGGCUGUGGCAUAUGAAGACAUAUAAAUGAGCCUCAAAAGGAAUGCACUUGGGCUAAAUAUGGAUAUUGUGCUGUAUCUGUGUUUGUGUGUGAUAGCAUGAAGACAAUAUCUCUGUGCUUGUGCUGAAUAAAUUCAAUAGAUGCUAAAA
Rhinolophus ferrumequinum (greater horseshoe bat) is the source of this 949-nucleotide messenger RNA. RefSeq names its product MCTS1 re-initiation and release factor (gene MCTS1). The coding region runs from base 285 to 830 and encodes 181 amino acids. The record is from RefSeq and is a predicted model, not a curated record. NCBI's taxonomy places the organism in Eukaryota, Metazoa, Chordata, Mammalia, Chiroptera, Rhinolophidae. Gene Ontology annotation, molecular function: RNA binding. The transcript is spliced from 6 exons. Gene Ontology annotation, biological process: formation of translation preinitiation complex.